Messenger RNA from Entrophospora candida, 436 nucleotides. NCBI's taxonomy places the organism in Eukaryota, Fungi, Glomeromycota, Glomeromycetes, Entrophosporales, Entrophosporaceae. The record is from the annotation of a GenBank genome assembly.
AGCCAAGACCUAAGAGAGGGCCAUCAUUUAAAUUAUGUAAUGAUCAUGAUAAUGAUGCAUCCAGUUCCCUACAAUAUAUAAGUAAAUGGAUUUUAGAAGUAUCUCAUGGUAGUGAUCAAGAAUAUAAAAAAAAGGUACUCAACUAUUUGGUCCCAAGUUUAGCUGUAUUCAAUAAAGAUUCACCCAAAUUUCCUGAAACUAUAAAAUCAGAACCUUCAGAAUCUACACAAUCAGAACAAUCAGAAGAAAUCAAAGUUCCUUGUCUAUUUCUUAUAAAAACCAUUUUAAAAUUAGGCAAAGUGAAUCUUACAGAUGAAGAAAGGGCUUCUAAUUUGACCUCUGGAGAAUUCUACAAUCAAGGGAAAACACUUGCAUUAGCAAUAUGGAAAAGCAAAAAUAUUCUUUCAGAAAAUUCAGAACAACUUUCCCAACCUGA